Molecule: messenger RNA, 11450 nt
Organism: Homarus americanus (American lobster)
Lineage: Eukaryota; Metazoa; Arthropoda; Malacostraca; Decapoda; Nephropidae
Exons: 14
Coding region: 1-1770 (589 amino acids)
Biological process (GO): regulation of transcription by RNA polymerase II
Cellular component (GO): nucleus
Molecular function (GO): DNA-binding transcription factor activity, RNA polymerase II-specific; RNA polymerase II cis-regulatory region sequence-specific DNA binding
Source: RefSeq, a predicted model, not a curated record
AUGUUAAAGAGUUUGUCGGGCAUUGUCCUGGAGAGCGAUAAGGAUGAUGAAAAGAUGAAGAGUCACCCGGUGCACAGUGUGGCUUACAAUGGCAUCAAUGGCAUCAUCUACAACAGCACCAUCCUGGCCACUGGUUGCUUCUCUGCCAGAGAACUGUGGAGACUCUCCAAAAGUGAGUCUGAUAUAGAAGCCUCUUACUCCAGGAUGGAAGAGAGAGAUCUUGAUGGAGCAAGAGAUAGGUGGAUAGAGAGAGAGCGAGCAUCCAUCAUGGCUAUGGGGAGUGGCGGCACAGGCGUCAACACCAUCAAGAUGGAGAACCCGACGUACUACACAACUUACACGUCCCCCGUACCUGACCACACACUCAUGGCAGGAGCGUACAGCACCUACAUGGAGCGAGCUGACAGUCCACUUUCUAUGGGGCGAACACACGACCCACACUCUCCACUGGAACCUCGUAGCAAGAGGGUCCGUCGUCUGAGUUCGGAAGAAGAUGCGUUGGACAAGGCAGAUUUGGCCUACUACACACAGUCUCCCGUAACUCUGUCAUCCCACACGUCUCCAUGGCACUCUGAUAUCGACCACGGUCCCCCAUCAGUGCACUCGCCUCAUCUGGUGCACAGUGGUGGUAAAGUAACAAUAGCAACAUCAGUGUUGCCGCCCAUGUCAUUAAGCAGUACAGUGAUGGCAGCAGCCCCAAGUUAUUAUCACGAGGCAGGUCCACCUUCACCCACUAAAUACCACGAAAAUGGUCAUGACACGUUUUCUGAUUUUGUCACGCUCGUCUGUCAGGAAGCCCAGAACACGCAACAUACUCAGCACUGCCAACCUCUCAUCCUACACGACUAUGAUUAUCAGAAGCAAGCAUCUCCGCCUGGUGUUGCUCGCAGUCCAACAAAAAUCCAGGGAGGUUAUUAUACAACUGGUUCAAUGCUUCCUCCACCACCCCCUCCGCCCAUGGCCAGACCUGUAGCCAUCAUCAGGUCCACAGCUGACCUGGCACACAGUGGGAGUGUGUCACCAGGUCCAGUGUCACCUCCACACUCAGCCGCUGGUAGUAGUGGGGGUAAUGGCUCGUCUAUCCUACCCGACGUGUCUCCACCCGACCGCAGAGAUGACGGCCUCAGUCCACCUCCCCCGGCCACGUCCGCGCCGCCCGUCUCGCAGAUGUUUGUGUGUGGCGCUAGCUUUGGAGGUGUGCGUAUGUAUCAACAGGACGGUCCACUGAGGUUAGCCAUCACCAGCCGCCACGACCCUCCCUCUCACACCCCUCACCACCACCACCAUCACCAGCAUGGACAGGAACGGAACCCAAUCAUAACCCGGGGACCCCCCAGUACAGUGAAUUGUAAGAAUAAGCUAUUUACAUACUCAAGUAUGAGCCCAGUAAGUGGCAUGUCGGGAGUUAUUUCACCCACGAGUAUGAGCCUGUUCACAUCCCCCGGCACCACACCCCGCACCACGCCCCGGUCAACGCCCCCGGUGCCACGGUGGAAUACUCCCUUCAUCAACCUGGACGAGAACAUGGACUACACCACCAUGUCCACUCUGAUGCCCACACUACCAGCUGAUGCCACCUCAGCUCAGCUCAUAGAAGAUGAGCGGUACUUUACAACAGUAGUUCACAGUGGAGAUGCAGCGGCUGCCGCAGCAACUGGAGGACCGCAGGCAGCAUCAUCAGCAGGUACGGGUCCACCACCUGCCCUAGACACCAGUCCAGGGGGUCACCCGGGUGCCCCUCACACACCCACCAAGACACAGUCCUCAUAACCAGGCCAGAUAAUAGCUGAGUGGGUCAUCUCUCAUCUUGGGAACAGUUGGGUCAGAUACAAGCUGGUGGCAGAUGGUGUUGAUGAAAACCAUGUGAAAUUAUCUGAAAAAUUAGAAGUGUUAAACUGAAGACAAAAAAGAUUCAUGUGCCAAAUAUAAACCAAAAUGAAAUACUUCAGGACAAAUACUGGAAAAAUAUUCCUUUAUCUUGCUGUCAAUUUAUCCUUCGUAGACUUGCAUCUAUACUAGGCACACUUGUCCUAGGUCUGCAUGGCAAAGCUCAUGCAUGAUUUUAGGUUUCAUAGCCAGCAUAGUGUAAGUGAAGUAUGAAGUGGACACCAGACAUCUAUUAAAUGAAUCACAGUGCCAGCAAAGCAACAUGCAAUAAGUAAUGUAAGUGCUUAAUAGCUUUUUGCAAAGUGAGUAGAGUUCAUGGUUGUGCAUUUUUAGUAUCAGAAGAGUUCUUCCCAUUUAUUUUACAUCUGUAUCUAGUUAACCUAAUGGGAUCAGAUGAAGUAUUCUGCUGUGAGCUCAUGCCAGGUGGACCAAGUUCAGAUGUGUUCAGAAAAGGCCUUUUUUCUGAAGAGUACCAAGUUACUUCGUGCACAGCUGAGAUUUCUUCAAGGAGAUGCAGAGUUAAAGUGUACUCCAGAAGAGAUCAUUCUAAGGGUGCAGAGUUACACAGUGCUCAGAAGGUCAUUCAUGGGGUACAGAGUGAACUUGUGCUCAGGUCAUUCAAAGGAGUACAAAAUCAUUCACUACUCAGAAGGUGGUCAUUCUAGGGGUACAAACUUAUGCAAUGUGCAGGGUUGUCAUUCACAUAGGUAUGAUAAACUUUCAAUUCUGGUUUGUUAGGAGUGAAGUCAUUUCAUGUUUUUGGAUAACUAGCUUGCAAGUACCCAAAUCUUGAGCAUUGUAUUCAAGGGCUGUUAAGGUACUUGAAUCUUGUCCACUGUCAAAAUCAGAGUAAUUUUCAUGUUUAUAACCCAAAUGGAAUGUUUGUGACAGGUGUUGAAGCUUUGUGUUACAUGCAUUUGAUGCCUCUGUAACUAUGGCCCUCACACCUGUCAAGUAUACUUUUUAGUGGAAUAAGGUGCCUCGGGCUUUGUUAAUAAUAUUUAGUUACAGAACCGGCACUCCUGUUUGUCACUACGAUUCACUUUUGAAAAAUGGUUUUGUCAAUUUAGUGUGUAUUGGGUGAUAAAAUUUACAGGUGAAUGACACUAAAAAUACUGUGCAAGAUUUGACCUAUAUUACCUGAGCUACUUUCGUAACAAAACUUCUCUGAAGCCUUGCCUUGUAGAUUAUAAAUAACAUAGCAAUACUGAAUUGUAAAUGUGCUAUUAGUGUAAAUAACCUCAUUUCUGGUGCCAUAGAUGUAUUGGUUAAGGGAAUAGUGAGUGUGAGGAAGGCUUCAGUGUCUAUCCACGGCCCAGAGCACUAAAGGUUCCACGUCCUAGUCACUCUGGCUGUGAGUUAGGGAUAGCUCAAAUUCAUGUGCCAAAACCAUGUCCAAAAUGCUAGGGGGUGUACCACAAAUUCUUAAACUAGAGCCAAGUUCAGGUGGUUAAUAUGAAUUGUCUCGUAUGUAGAGGAAAGUUGCAAUUUAAAUGUGGUGCUUUGUCCAAUAAUGAUCGUUACUACUGAAGAAGAAAGACGUUUUUCUACAUAGGAGGGUCUUCAGUUAGCAGGGAGAACUUGGUUACUGUAAAUUAUGCAAACACUGGGUGCCGCCGCCACAGUUGUGUAGCUCUGCGUGUUCUAGUUCCGUGCCUAGAGUGAUGCCUGCUAGUGUUUAGAUGUACGCAUGCUGUGAUACAUCAGGUAAUCGUAGAGUUGUAGAACCAUGACUUCCUGCGCGUAGAUAGGCAAUUUUUACAGAGCCACAGUUAGUAGAUAGUGUCUUUGGCAAACGUUCAACAAUUUUGUGUAGCACAAACAAUGCUUGCAGUAUCUAAGUCUGAAAGCGAAUGUAUUGCAUAUACUCUUUUGGAAACAUUCAAAAUAGUAUAUAGCAUUAGUUUUCUCAGUUUGGUGUUACAAGCACAUGCUCUGCUUCACAGAAUUAGAACUGUAGCCUUCGUAGUUUUAAGCGCAAGCACAUGAGAUUCUUGCAAAAGAGGUUUGCCUUUGUGGUAAUUAUUGAAGGAAAACCAGUAUUUCAAUUUCAUUUCAUCUUUUUGAUUAUACAAAUUAAAAGAGGUCUUUCACAUUAACCAUUUCAUCCAUAGUAAAUGCCAAAGCCCCAAAUUUAAUAAUUCUCACAGAAGCAUCCUCACUGUCUUCUGGGCAUCCACAACUAGCCAAAUGGACUAAGACUUGAAAGUUGCAGAAUAAUUUAAUUACCUCUUAAUCAAAUUAGUGUGAAUAAUGUGAUGUGGGCAGCAGAGUGAGUGUAGAUGAUGCAUCAAUAAAGUUUUACAAAGUAAAAUGUCAAACUCAUUGAGAUCAUCUUCAAGUCUUGUUAUUGCUGGCCACUUUGUCAUGUAUGAUGAGUCUUUCUGAGCCUUAGACAGAGUAUAAAUACUUGCCCAGUGUUUCAUUUAUUGCAUAAUAUUUAAUACCUUCAAGAGAAGGCUUUGAUUCAGGUUAUGGUGGUAUGGUGCAUUAUAUUAUAACAUCUGCUAUAUAAGAGUAAUUUUGUAUACUAAUAUAUUUAGAAAGUAUGAAUAAUAAUGUAUGGUUUAGUUAUGUAUCCAUCCUGUGUCUGAAGGUGAACUAACUGUUUAAGGAAUAAGAACAUCAUAAUAGUUAUUAGAUGGUGGUUAAGAUAUUCAUCCUUACAAAUGUGUAAAUAGAGGACUCUAGUUGCUUUAUUUUACUCCCAGACAAGUCCUGGUAUAUUUGUAGACCAAACAUUGACAUGGCUGAGUAUUUGUUUACCAGUACAGUAUGUGCAACCGUCCCAUUCCUCACAACAUUGACUGGAGAAUGAUAAUGAUUUGGUGUCUUACAGAUAAAUGUCUUCCUGCUGUUAGCCAAUGUCUUUACCAUUCACCAAGGAAUAUUUGGUAAUCUUUUAUAUAUAUAUAUAUAUAUAUAUAUAUAUAUAUAUAUAUAUAUAUAUAUAUAUAUAUAUAUAUAUAUAUAUAUAUAUAUAUAUAUAUAUAUAUAUAUAUAUAUAUAUAUAUAUAUAUACCAUGUAACAUGGCCAGGUACUACUGUUCCUUUACUUGCUCGAUGAAAUUUUAAAAGAGUAUAAUAAUUGCAUGUAAAGUUUUAAGUUAUUUCGGGUUGUCCUCACAGUCACACCAUCUUCUUUGCACUUCACAUGAGCUCUGAUUUUAUCUUCUUUUUUCUUUUUUUAUAGCAGCAGUUCUGCACCAAUUUCUUGGCUUCAUUGCUUGCCAAGGUACAUGAUUAAACCUUGUCACUGUUGUCAUAAGUCAGGGAACUGUAUGUGACUUUGGUCAUUGUGUGUGGCACAGUUUAAGUGUGGUUUUAGCCCUUGUUUUUAUUCCCUCGUGUAGUAAGAUCAUGAUGCCACUAAAGUAAGGCUUAAAAUAUGACAUGCUCAAAUUUUCAGCCAAGUCCCAAGAUAAAUUUUUCUAACAUAAGAUUGUGAGUUAACACACCUUCAUAUUGUCUCCCAUUGGCUGUGAGGGGACUGCUGAUGUAGUACCUCUCACUUAAUCUUGGGUUAAGGGAAAACUUGCAAAUAUUGGAUUUAAAGUCCAGAACAAUAAAAUAAACUGAAAAGUUGUUUUGCAGUGUAAAUGAUAGUACCGUGCAAGUUGCCCUCACAAGAAGCUUGGUUCAUGAAGUACCCUCAUAAAUACAUCUUCCACAACUGUAAUUAAAUCUUUAUCUAUGAAUUUUACCAAAAACUAGAUUCAUGUAAUGUCAUGUUAUUGAUGUACAAGAUGAAUGACAGUUCAAAAUUCUCCAGACACUUUACACCUGUCUGAAUAAUACUUAUUAUUUGUUAUAAUACAUUACAUAAUAUUUAGUACAUGUAGAGCCUAGCCAUGUGGUCAGUAAGAGCCUAACCAUGUGGUCAGUAAGAGCCUAGCCAUGUGGUCAGUAAGAGCCUAGCCAUGUGGUCAGUAAGAGCCUAGCCAUGUGGUCAGUAAGAGCCUAGCCAUGUGAUCAGUAAUAUUUAUCUGGACAUCAUGUGUGAUCAGUAGUGAUGCACUAAAGGGCAUAUAUACUCAUCGAGCCUAGUCAUGUUUGGUCACAAUAUGAAUAUGCAGCCACAUUUUGCAAUAUUAGCCUGUUAUAUGGACAAUAUGGUGGUCAAUUUUUGUCUAUACCCAGCAAGAAGCUACCUCUUCAAAGAAAUAUAAGCACAUGAAUUGUACAGAAAUUUUGUUACUAUAGAUAUGCAACUAUAGCAAUACAAACUUAAGGCUAUUAUGCUGUUGUGUUCUGCCCCUUCCACUGUCAGAGCUCUGUAUUAAUGUUUGGCCAAUUGUUGAGAUCUCUUCCAGUGCCAGAGCUGUACUGACAACUGGAGGAAACUGUGGUGCAACAUGUGUGUGUUUCAUACCAACUGCUGCUCAGUGUUUGGUGAUGUUAUGGGUGUUUUGUUGUGCACACUGUUACUCUUACCACAGUGGUCAGAGCUCACUAUGGGUAGAAAUGUGUUAUGAUUGUGAAGAGUAAUAUAUUGUAUUUUACUCCAUUGUUUAUAGCUGCCUCUUGUUUUCUAUUGUAUCAUAUUUCUCUUAUAUAAUUUAAAAAGUUUAUUAUUUGUUGUGUCUGAACCCUUUAUAUUUUUAUUAUUCAUUUUCUGUGUCACUGUUGUCACUCCUGAUAAAACUCUGGUGGUUGUGGUUUCCCUGCCAAAGCUUAACAUCAUAGUUUAUAUUACACUACCUAACAACAACACACACACACACACACGCACACACACACACACGCUCGUUGUGACAAAACUGUACAGUUAUGUAUCACACCCAUAGUGGACACAUUUUCUGCUGCAUGCAUAUAAUGAACUGCAGAUGUUGGGCACAAACUCAUUCUGCAUGAGGUCCUUUAUGACAUAAUGAAUACUCAUUGUAAUAUAUAGUGCAUGUAAUAAUGACAUUUUGAUGUAUUGUAAGAAUUCAUGGAAUCUCAGUCUUUGGUGAAAGCAAUGGAAAUGUUUUGAAGUAGUUUUCUAUGCAAUUUUACAACGAACUCAAGAUAUUUUACACUGGUCUCAAAGAAUUAAUGGCUGCUGGCACAACAUGGUCUUGUGAAACAGAGGUCUUGAGAAUGAUUUUAUUUUCUUCUAAAUUUCUUUUUUAUGAAUAAUGCCCAGGUAACAGUGCAGCCAAGAGAGGCGACUGUCGUGUGCUGGCCGACCCAUUAUGUGGUGACACGUACAAAGAUGUAAAAAAAUUUUUGCCAAAAUAGCUGUUACUUUGCCAAUCAAAAUGGUCACAACAAACAACUAGUAGAGAUGGAUAGCAAUAAUAAGCUAGUGAUAAAGUGUUCUAUUGUUGAUGACAAUAAGGGAAGGUUUGAUAGUGUUUGUGUUCCUGUGGUUAAGUUAGGGAAAAUACUAAAUAAUAAUAGUUCACAAUACCGCUCAACAGCACUGUAUAUAAGGCUUCACACUGGGAUGCAAGUUGCCUCCUUUGAAAGAAAUGUUUUUAUAGUAUUUAUAGAUCCAUUUGUAACGUAGACAUCCAAAUGUUUUGCGUACUAAUUUUUUACCUACUACAGUACGUAUGUACCUAGCUAUGCAACGUUAAAGGUUCUAGCUACUGUAGCAUGCCUGAGGCUUCUCUCCUAUCUGGCUCCCAACAGCUGAUAGAUGAGCAACUCUGCAAUAAAGAUUUGUAUUGGCUGACAUACACCAAGUAUGAUGCCUCUGGCUGACAUACACCAAGUAUGAUGCCUCUGGCUGACAUACACCAAGUAUGAUGCCUCUGGCUGACAUACACCAAGUAUGAUGCCUCUGGCUGACAUACACCAAGUAUGAUGCCUCUGGCUGACAUACACCAAGUAUGAUGCCUCUGGCUGACAUACACCAAGUAUGAUGCCUCUGGUUGACAUACACCAAGUAUGAUGCCUCUGGUUGACAUACACCAAGUAUGAUGCCUCUGGCUGACAUACACCUAGUAUGAUGCCUCUGGCUGACAUACACCAAGUAUGAUGCCUCUGGUGACAUACACCAAGUAUGAUGCCUCUGGCUGACAUACACCAAGUAUGAUGCCUCUGGUUGACAUACACCUGGUAUGAUGCCUCUGGCUGACAUACACCAAGUAUGAUGCCUCUGGUUGACAUACACCUGGUAUGAUGCCUCUGGUUGACAUACACCUGGUAUGAUGCCUCUGGUUGACAUACACCUGGUAUGAUGCCUCUGGCUGACAUACACCAAGUAUGAUGCCUCUGGCUGACAUACACCAGGUAUGAUGCCUCUGGUUGACAUACACCUGGUAUGAUGCCUCUGGUUGAUGUACAUCGGGUAUAACACCUCUGUGUUGUGAUCCACCAUCUUGCUAGUCUUAGCCUCAGUCAAUAAUAUCACACAUUGGAUGAUGCUCUUGGAGUGUCAGAAAACAAUUUGUUAAAUAUGAAAUCAUUCAGGGGUUUUACUCAUAUACUGUUACUGUACGGUGACAUUGUUUGAAAUGUGAUGAAUGUGGCUACAUUUUGCUGUCAGCUGUUGUGAGGCGUUAGAAGGAAAUGACUCGGCAGUGCUGCCCGUCCGCCAAAUCUGUUAAGUGAUUCUCUAUUUUGAGGUCAAACUGGACUGUGAUGAGUUUCUCUACCUUCCCCUUUCCCCCUGCAGGGCACAGUGAGUAUAAUCCUGCAGCACAAAUGGAAAACCUUAACUUAUCACAUGCCAAAACUCUCCUCACUCAGAAUGUCACUUUGCAAAUGCAAUGCUCGUCUUCCUUGCAAUAUGAAGGAACUGUAAGGUUAGCCUGAAGCAAUAUUAUGUUCUUGUUAUCGCUUGUGAACUUGAGUUAGUCGCCGGUGGUAUGCGGCCAUGUUGACUGUAUAUAGAAAGAAUUAUGAUGUACAGGUUUAUUUUCUUUAGUUAAGUCAAGAUGUAGCGUAUUUACUCCGUUAUCCUUGUUUGUGGGUCUGUUUCUCCCCCGACUGUUGAUUUUAGGUAAUAUUAUUGACAAGCCCACACAGAAGGGGCUGUUUGGUGGGCUCAACCUCUGUCUAAAUCUUCUAGAAAAAAUAAAAAUUAUGUGUAACAACAAACUAUAAUUAGCUUAACACUUACUCUAAACUCUAUAAAUUGAUGAUAAUUAAUUGUAAGGGAUUGUUAACUCUAAGUGGCUGCUGCUGUAGUACACACUGUGUUAUUUUGUUAGUAUUUGAGAAACGUCACUAUGCACCACAGAGGAUACUUAAGCCGCCAACUGUUCCAUUUCCGGUAGUCUACCCUACACGUGGAGUCUUGCUUGUUGUAUCCACCGUUCAUAUCUUAAAGGGAUAUAUUCAAUCAAGAGUUUCAUGGCCUUUUGAUGGGUAGAGUCUUUUGUUGUGUAGAUAAGUCGUUGCUUGACAUUGACAAGUUUGUAUUGUGACAAACUGCAUUAUAAUAAUAAUAUUAAUAAUAAUAAUAAUAAUAAUAAUGAAUCUAAAGUGGAAGUCAUUUGUUAUUGCAUUGUCCAAUUUUGAUAGGAAUAACCUGUUGGCUUUAGUUAAAUAUUUGCUAAAUAAGUAUGUUCUGUAAGAGUGAAGUAUAUUAUAAGUAAGUUAUGGUGUUAAAAAGUUAAGAGAUGAGUUUGUAAAGAGUAUCCUAAUUGUAAUAAUAAUCAUACCCAGUUUAAGUUAGACAAAAGUUGCUAUACCCUCUAACUUUACUAUACUAUUAAAGCUAGUGAUAUUAUCUGGUACAGUACAGUACACAGUUAGCUGUCUCAUGGUCUUUUAAGGUGUUGAUGCUCCUCAACAUCUGUCACUUGAUAACCACAUGUAAGCAGCCGUGGGAAUAUGUCAUCACAUUUCCAAUAUUUUGCGCCCAUCUAUAUAAAGUUUUUCAAUUGUAUUUUUAUGUGAAUUACGUAAUGUCUUCCUAAAACUAAUGGAAAUAUUUAUAAACAAGUUGGCUCUAAAAAUUACUUAAAAGUUAAAGUACAGUAUUUAUACUAAGGGUGGAACUUUCUAGAGAACUGCACUGUGCAAUAUUAACCAAAUAAUAACCACUUGCAAGCUACAAGGCAUAAUAAGGUUGCCAUUAACCAAUUAAUUACAGGUUGUUGGAUCCUGGAGACCAUCAACCAAUCAAACAUUAGGAAGUACAAGUCAAAUUUGCUGCCACAGGUUCAACAUUUUUGUCAUAAUAAAAAACUUCUCAUGACUCUCUCAUUGAACACCUUAACGGUUAAUUGAAAAUGUGUCUCGUGUACUUGUACAGACAAUAUAUUACAACAAAAUUCAUCUUUCUCUUUGGAUGCUGACAGAUAAAAUCUUUAAAUGUGAUACACAGUACAUGAGCUAAUAAACUGAGGCAUCAAUUAAAAUGAGCAACACAACAUAUAACCAAAAGGCAGCUGAGAUACCUAACAUCUUAUGCUUGGGAAAAUACUGUGUAAAAUAACUUGGGCACAGAGUAACUUCCUUGUGAAACUUGGUUGGUUGAUCCACUGUCAACAUAGAGGCAAAACCCAUACUUCUUCUGACUUAGUUCCUCGAAGAUGUUUUAAGAUGGAACAGAUGAAAGUUAUUGUUAUUUUUAAUAUGUUGAGUCAAUGAUGUUAAUUAAUUAUUUAAGUAAUGCAUGAUCUUGGACUCAGAAGGACCAAAUCUUUGUUUUAUUUCAAUUUGAUUAAUUUACUACAGUAGGUGUAGAAUAAUAAUGCCAUCCAGUUAACAAGUAUAUAUAUAUGUAUAACUAGUAUGACAAAUUCACACUUAGCUACAAAUGACCCAAAAGUGGUGCUACGUUGUCCUGACACAGCAGCUGGACGAUGAUCAUGAAGAUGGUUGUGCACAAGUACAGAUUUCAUUGUGCAUAACUUUUAUACUUUGAGAGAUGUCAUUUUGAAACUAGUGUGAAAAGUAUUAUUUUUAAACUUAUGACAAAAUCAGAUUUAAAGUAUUCUGGUACAGUAAUAACAUUAAAAAGAAAAAUAAUUUAAAGUACUGCCUUCCAUCUUACAGAUUAACACCCGGAUGUAACCAUAAAAACUGUAUAAUUAGCAUCAGAAAGCUUAUACAUUGCAUUUUCACAUUAGGAAAGAGAUAUGUUUUGAUGUAAGAUAUUAAUACACUCUAUGCAAGUUCCACCACUAGCCUGGGUUAAUGUCCUUGUUGAACUCUUAUGCAAUAUAUAUAAACUAGGAAGUGCCUCAAAACAAACUCGUAACCAAAAAGAAAGUCCCGGGACAUGAGAUUUCCGACUGUUACUCCACACAUCACAGAGUCAGAUGGGGCAGCUAAUGUAAACUUGUAUAAUACAUAGAAUAUAAAAUUAAUAUGGUUUAGGUAUUUUUAAGACGAUUGUCAUGUAUGAAGCUAAAAUAUGCAAUGGACCAUUUCUCAAAAGAGUUGUGACUAGUUGAACAAAGCCUCAAAGAUGUAUCUGUUUAUACUAGGGAGGCAAACCUGUUACAAGGUAAUAGGGCCAAGUGCUGUUAUUAUUUGUGAGGCAAAGCAUUGUGUCAUGAGGUCCAGUAAUGCUGAGGGUAUGGUAGGAGAGCCAGAUUUGUCCAACCUGGUCUAAAGAAAGCUUUAAAAAAGGUAGAUUCUGUAAAAUGAGUAAUGAAAUAUAGCUAACAAACCAU